Messenger RNA from Condylura cristata (star-nosed mole), 5512 nucleotides. It is a transcript of the gene MTURN, whose product is annotated as maturin, neural progenitor differentiation regulator homolog (Xenopus). The transcript is spliced from 3 exons. The record is from RefSeq and is a predicted model, not a curated record. Gene Ontology annotation, cellular component: cytoplasm. The coding region runs from base 14 to 409 and encodes 131 amino acids. Lineage: Eukaryota; Metazoa; Chordata; Mammalia; Eulipotyphla; Talpidae. Gene Ontology annotation, biological process: regulation of signaling; positive regulation of megakaryocyte differentiation.
GCGGCGGACCAGGAUGGAUUUCCAGCAGCUGGCUGACGUUGCGGAGAAAUGGUGCUCCAACACGCCCUUCGAGCUCAUCGCCACCGAGGAGACAGAGCGCAGGAUGGAUUUCUACGCCGACCCCGGCGUUUCCUUCUACGUGCUGUGUCCGGACAACGGCUGCGGGGACAAUUUUCACGUGUGGAGUGAGAGCGAGGACUGCCUGCCUUUCUUGCAGCUAGCACAGGAUUACAUCUCCUCCUGCGGCAAGAAGACGCUCCAUGAAGUCUUGGAAAAAGUCUUCAAGUCUUUCCGACCUCUACUGGGACUUCCUGAUGCAGAUGAUGACGCCUUUGAAGAAUACAGUGCAGAUGUGGAGGAAGAGGAGCCAGAGGCAGACCACCCCCAAAUGGGUGUCAGUCAGCAGUAAACGUCUCAAGGCUCCCACCUACGCAGCAAGGGGAGCCCCUGGGUUAGCAAGGUGGGGUCGGUGCUCCUGGGUUAGCAUUUUGCAUUAGCACUUCAGAGAAACAGGACGCCUAACUCCCAGCAUCCAAAUUAAAAUGACAUACCUUUUAACAGCUGCAAAAUAUCUGGGAUGAGCUUUGCUCAGAAAUAACUGAAUUUUACUCCCGUUUCAGUGGAUUUCUAUGGAGUUGUGUUGGUAGCCUGUACCAUUUUGAAUUUAGAGUCCAUUUUGUGGCUGACUGUUCUCUCGAGUUUAUGUUGGGGAAUGAGCAUUCGCUUAUGUGAAUGUAGAGAACUCUGAAUGUAUUAAGGGUAUGUUUUGAGGGAAAGCAUGGCAGAGAAGAAAUGCAGUCUGCACUUUUUAUGUACCUUUAAGUGUCCGUAAGUGGAAGGUUUUGCUUAUAAAGCAUGAGUUUUAAUAUCUCGUCAUUAAACUGCACAAGUGCAAAUCCAAGGGCCGGAGAGGAUACUAAAUCACUUUAGUUUUAGAUGGGGAGAGCAAGAGGCCUUUAAGUGUUCUGCUAUUUACCAGGUUACCUGGACGUGUAGCAACUGGUUCAUCUUUAGGUAUAAAUAUUUGCAUGUUCAAUUGUUUGAAAACAUGCUAAUUCCAAAGCCACUUUUAAAGUCUAGAAAAUAUAAAUGGGGUGAAAGACAUAAAUUAUUGAUUUCUUUAAAGUAUUUAUGAACGGUCCCACAUGAAAUGAGAAGCAUUUACCUUCUCUCUUUGUAAUCAUAUGGCAACUUGUUAAAUCAUGAAAACAUCCAAAAUCCAAGUGCCACUUAAACUUUGAAGCCAUAGAUAAAUUUAAUAGAAAAAUAAACCAGUAUGAAAUUUUUUAAUGUUAAAUACUUCUUUCUUAAUCUUUUUAUUAAAAAAAAGGAUCCCACUGUAUAAUUUACUUAAAAAUUUUAAUCAAACACUUUGAGGAACCUAAUGGCAGUGAAUUUUUGAAGUGAUAUAAAAGUGGGAAUCUUUUAUGGGUUAGUUUGUUUCAACGAGGAAGUUUUAGUGAUUGUAAUACUCAAGACAGCUCACAGAAACAACGGCUAUAAUAACUGGAAAUCUUGCUGUCACGAUUUAGCCAACAAACACUAAUGGAGGAAAUCCUUUGCGAUGCUAACAUGGAAUUAUUUGAAACAUUCAUUUUCUUGGACCUGUCCGCCUCUGGUUCUAAUUGUUUAGGGUGCGGAAUACCUCUUUUACAACACUUGACUAAACAUAGCAUCUGGAGGAGGCUGUUUGUAACAUGCACACACAUGCCUGAUUAAAAGUCAUCCCAGUUUUGAGUUUAAAAAACAAGAGCAGAAGCAGAGGCCAUAGAGUUUGUGGGAGUCUUGUAUAUCUUCCAGGCAUGUCGGUGUAAAACUGAUUCUCUUAACCUUUUCUGUUUAAUCGAUUGGUGCUGUGACAGUGGCAGCUGCUCAUGGUAAAACAGCGUACUAUAGUCUGAAGUCUUGGGGUAAAAUAGUAUAGUGGUUUCCAUCUGUGUUUAAGUACCCACACUUUUUCUUUUUUGAAAAAGACAUUAAAGGUUACUUUCAAGUAAAAUGAAUUUCCUUCUACGUAGCUUGUUAACAAAGCAAAACCUUGGUGUUUCAUCCAAGUGGGGUGAGUGAGUUCAGCGCUUUGCUGCCUCGCCUGUGUUGUGAUUGGCUGCAUACCUGAGUGCAGGUGACCGAGCUGUACUUUCUGUAGAAGUCACCCAGGCUGGGUCACAUCUGUUUUCACUCAAUAGACAAGAAUGACUCCUGCAACUGAAAUAAAGAAGCUUGACUAGCUUGUUCCAUUCAAAGGUAAACUGGAGCUUUAUAUGUGGAGGCUUAAAACUGAAAUUUACAUACAUUUGAAAAAUAGAAUGAACAUUAAUAUAUAAUACAUCUUAUCAAAAAAGAGUUCAGAUUUUGACCAAAUGCAUAUUGGUGUUACGAUGUUAAUGUUCUCUCUUUUGAAAAUUGAGCUGAGAGAGCCCUUCAGAGGGCUGAAGAGCAACUGGUCUUUGUUCUGCUCAAAUAAGUAGGGUGUCACCUAGCUGUGUGUUACUGAUUUUCAUAGCAGCACCCCAGAAACUUUAGCAAAUUGGGUUGUUUUCUCUAAAACUCCCUUUUGUCUCACAUCCCCCCAAUGCUCAUUUACAUAGUGCACAUGUGUGAACACUCACCCAACCCGCUCUGGGGAUUGUUAGAGUCGUGUGUGUGCAGAGCAUCUCCUGGUCGGCCAGUGAGACCGCAGCUGUGGUCUUUGUUAUGGAAAUGGAUCCAUGACUAGACAAUUCCUGACUUUCAUAAGCGGAGAGACACACUAACCAGGAGGCAGUGUGGCCCAAUGGGAGAAGCACUGAGCCAAGACUUAAGAGAGGGACCUGGCUUCCAGUCUGAUUCAGCCAGUGACCGCAUGACCAUGGACAAACCACUUCACUCGCCACAAACAGGGCGCCUGGUCUUCCAGCUUUAACCACUAUCCUUCCAUAACUGCCUUAUGAUAUAUUGUGUAUGAAGAGCAACAAUCGAGGAAACUUGCAGGAAAAUGGCAAGGAGGUAUGUUUGGAAUUUUGCCAAGGUGCUAUCCUGAAGCUCUUGGCCACAGCAGCACACAAACAUGUUUCUGGUGGCCCACGUGUCAGGUCCGCUGGGCCAACACCCAGGGGGCGGCUGACAUGCAGGCCUUUAGGAAAAAGGGUAAAAUGAAGCCCUAGAAGAGGAGAACAUUCUUGUCCCAGGCCCAUGCUGUACCUGGGCAUAGCUUUUUUGUGUGUGAUAGUGAACUGGGGCUUUAGAAACAGAUGUUUAAUUUAACUGAAAGGGAGUACAUUUUGAAGAAUAAUUGGAAGAGAGUGAAAGACGAGCAAGAGAGUGAAAGACAAGCACUUUUACUCUUUGACCAUGUCAUCCAGUAGAGAAUAAGAGUGAGUGAGAGUGUAUGAGUGUGAGUGUGUGUGAACACAUGCACGUGCUUAAUGACUGCUUAAUGUUGGUCACCGUGGGCCAGCUGUGACUUCCCACCUCAACAAGGCAAAACCUUGAUCCUGGGUUGAGUGAACUGCAGAGAUUUUCUUUUUUAUGGCCACCUGGUUACUUUUCUCUGCCUGAUCACACGCAGCAGGCUUCAGCACCUUGAAAGUGAAUCACAGAGUUAGAGAGGGCAGGAGACCCACACAGUGCCUGCCACCAGCUGAUUCAGCUACAUUGAGGUGUCCACUCCUGUCCCCAAGCUCAUAGUAGCACAUAGUUAGUGCUUUCUACCCAGGACUGAAACAUAAACAGUCUCUUAUUUAGGAAUUCUCCUUGUGUUCUGGUGCCAGAAUUAGGUUUCCAGUGUACUUAAGUGAACAUCUCCUCAUCUCAGAGUUACUAUUAUAUUUCACAUCUAAGCAGAAGCCAUUUUCCUGCACAAUUAUGUCUCUGAAUAUCUUUUCUGUUUCUUAAGAGCACAAAGUGUAUGGACCUCGGGGAGCUGUGAUACUGGAACUCCAUCGGAUUUAUAUUUCAGGACUCUGCUAUGCAUAUUCAGAUUUACAAAAUGGGGAAACUGGAAUGAACAGCUUUGACCUCCUGUGAUUUGAGAGGCUCAUAGGGACAGGCAGGACUUAACCUGGGCUGGGAGGAGAGGAGUGUGGGAGCCCGAGAGGCAGGCCAGGCUCCAGCAGGCGGCAGUCGCUCAGAUACAGGGAGACGUCAGGGGCCUGCUUUCCUUAAGGUACUGCAUGUGCAUUGUGAGGCAAGGCUGGUGUUGGAAAUGACUUUGUGGUAUUAAAAGAACCCCAGCCAUGGAGACAAUGGGUGUCUUGCAAGCAAGUCUAGUGGCGGUUUUUUCUUUUCCUGGAUGAACCACUCUGAGCCAGAGAAGCCUCUUUCCCAAGUGCCGACAGAUCCUGAGGGGCUCCAGUCCCCUGGCAGGCAGAAGGGGACCCAAACUUGAUCUGGCCUUUGGCUGCAGAAGAAACCGCAGGUCACAGGUGAGCUGAGGGGCAGAGGGCAGAGCCUCCUUACUCCACCUGGCUCAGGGUUGUAGAAAGAGCACAAUUAAAACUCAAGUGGGCCAUGGGUUUGUCUCUCUUCCCUUAAUUGAGUAUUAACUCCAAAGAGAUGCCAUUGCCAACUGCUUCAUCUUUAGAUUACCAGUGAAGCCAAAAUAUUUUAGAAUUAAAAAGUAAAUUCUUUUCUGUAAAGAUCCAAUCAGUUACCUUGGUUUUGUUACACCAAGGAUGACAUGAACGGCUGAAGUCAUUUAGAUUUUAUACAAAAUAAGUCUAAAGCUUGCCGGAAAGCCAGUAGCCUCUGGUGUCCAUGGCAACGCAGUGUCCAUGGUAAGAUAUCUAUAGCUCGUGCCCAUUGGGCAAAUUGCUCAAUAGUAUGUGGUCGUUGGUUAUUUUUUCAACUUCGGGUUACAUAAAUAGAGGACCUAUGAUCAUUUUUUUGUUGUUGUUAGAAACCCCAAUUAAAGCACUGUAAGGCUGAUGGGCACUAGCAGUUAAAAGUGUGUGCCAGGCCACAUAAAAACAAACAUUUAAUUUGCUGAGCAAUGUUUUUAGGUUAUUCGAUUCUGCAGAGAAAGCUGGCAGUCUGUUCUUUGUAAAACUGCCUUUUCCUGUUUUUUUUUCUCUUGUUUUUGUUAAGGUUCCUUUUUUACUAAGUACCUUCUAAUAUUUAGGCAGAUAAAGACAGAUACAAAUACUCUGUACAGAUGUUAGCUCUUUAGAGGGGAAAGUAAAUUGUCUAUUGUAGGAAAAAUCUGAAACUAUCUGUGAACCAGUCUUAAUUUGUGUACUAGCCAUCAAAAAAGCAAGGACCGGGUUUUGUUUUGCUUUUAGGCAAGGAAUGUUUCAUGCAGGGUGUGGAUGCUUUCUUCGCCUUUAUAUUUCCUUUCAGAGAAAUCUCUUGUAAAUUACAAAACUGUGAAAUGGGUUGCCAAAACUUGUUGCCCUUCCUUAGAAGAGUCCAGCCGUGUAAAACCCUUUUCUCAAACCCUGUCCAUAUCUGCUCCUUCCUCCCUCCCCUGAGUGAGGAUCUCAUCCAACAAUGUAAUUACCAUACGCUUGCUAUUAAAGAGCCUUCCAAACUUGUU